AUGCGAAAGUCGAACAGCAUCUUUCUGGCUGUCAUCGCUACCAACGAUCUGCUAGCUGAUCAAUUUGAUAUGACGAAGGCAAAGGAGCAAGACCCGACGAAGAUCCGAACGCUUGGUGUGAUAACAAAGCCAGACGUGUUCCUCGAGGUUCCUUUCAGCGAGGUGGAGUGUCCGAACCUUAUCACUUUCUUCAACGACAAGAGACUGCUCACAUGCGGGCUAUUGGCCGGCAAAUCCUCUGCAACCGCGCAGCAUUUGAGGAUGAUCUCGGGCUCAGUGGAGGGUGAAUCUCCCGCGUAA
Colletotrichum tamarilloi is the source of this 300-nucleotide messenger RNA. RefSeq names its product dynamin family protein. The transcript has a single exon. The coding region runs from base 1 to 300 and encodes 99 amino acids. The record is from RefSeq and is a predicted model, not a curated record. NCBI's taxonomy places the organism in Eukaryota, Fungi, Ascomycota, Sordariomycetes, Glomerellales, Glomerellaceae.